This is a messenger RNA of Saccoglossus kowalevskii, 1908 nucleotides long. Its product is annotated as high affinity cGMP-specific 3',5'-cyclic phosphodiesterase 9A-like. Gene Ontology annotation, molecular function: 3',5'-cyclic-nucleotide phosphodiesterase activity. The record is from RefSeq and is a predicted model, not a curated record. Gene Ontology annotation, biological process: signal transduction. NCBI's taxonomy places the organism in Eukaryota, Metazoa, Hemichordata, Enteropneusta, Harrimaniidae.
CAAAACAUUCACAUACAAAAUACGCAGGCAAGUCGAAUGGUUGAUCUCUACCGCAUCGCUCGUCCAGGCGUAUUUUCACCACACGUCUUGUAUUAGCUUGGAUUUUUGUGGCAGACCCGGGACAUAAACUUCGAAAGUAGACGGUGUUGACGACGACGUAAACGGGGGAAGGGAUUAGCCAUGGCUACGAAAGUGAUAUAUUUCACCGUGGCCGGAAAACCAGAGCAGGCAGAGUUUCGGAGCGACUUCCCAGCCGACGAUGUCAAAGAUUGCUUUCGUUCCGCUGCUGAAGCUGGGCCAAAUGACAUCCUUAAACUAUACAACACAAGGGGCAAUAUUGUGAACAUAUCGCCAAAACUCGAAGAAAAUACGCCAGAAUCUCGCUAUAAGCUAGAAGUUGUUGCAGCACACUGCACCGGGUCAAGAACCAUAGGAGGUAGCAAGGAAACCCUCAUUGGAAACGAGGAAGGUAAUAGCAGUCAGUUUAUAGCCAAUAAAUGUGCACUCUGUUACCUGUCAAUAAUAGAAAGAGUUAAUUAUUUGGGAUUGGUUGGUGAAGAUGGGAGAAAAGGCUGUAGUAGGUCGCCUAGGAACGAGAGCGAGGUAGAGUGUGUGGAACACCUUAGCUGGCUGGGUCUUUUUAAAGAUGUAGUCACAGAAAACUCACCUCCAUUUUACCAAAACAAAAAGAAAAACACAGAAGCUGAACACAGACGCGUCUGGGAAAAGUUUACAAAAAUGAGCAAUGUUGAAAUGUCAGAAGAUGUCAAACUGUAUCUCAGGAAACCUACAUUUGACAAUUGGCAGUGGGAAGAUGCUGAAAUGUUGGUUCUUUUACAACAAAUGUAUAUAGAUUUAGAGUUUGUUGAAAAAUUCAACAUUGAGAUGCCAGUAUUACAGAAUUUUCUUUUUGAAGUUUAUAAACAUUACAACAAUGUGCCAUUCCAUAAUUUCAAACACUGCUUUUGUGUUGCUCAAAUGAUGUAUGGAAUGUCAUGGCUUGUUAAUCUUUGUGACAAAAUUGGUGACCUUGACACAAUGGCGCUUAUUACGUCGGCGAUUUGUCAUGAUUUAGAUCAUCCGGGUUAUAAUAAUGCAUAUCAGGUGAAUGCUAGAACAGAGCUUGCGUUGAGGUACAAUGAUAUUUCACCGCUAGAGAACCAUCAUUGCGCUUGUGCAUUUGAAGUGCUAGAAAAGCCGGAACUAAACAUUUUCAAUAAUGUUUCUCCGAGUGAAUACAAAAGGAUACGAGAAAGCAUGAUAAGAUGUAUCCUAGCAACCGACAUGGCGAAGCACAAUGAGAUACUAAACAAGUUCAAAGGUUUAGUAGAUGGAUUUGAUUUCACGAAUAAAGACCAGAAAGACACGUUAAUGAUGAUUCUUAUAAAAGUAUCCGAUAUUUCUAAUGAAGCUCGGCCGAUGGAUGUUUCAGAACCAUGGCUGGACUGUCUUCUACAAGAAUUCUUUAACCAGAGUGAUCUUGAGAAACUUGAGGGCUUGCCGGUGGCCCCAUUCAUGGAUCGGGAAAAAGUAACGAAGCCAUCAUCGCAGACUGGCUUCAUCAGAUUUGUUUUACUACCGUUGUUCGAAUCGCUUGGUUCUCUAUUUCCCGAACUGGAUGAGCAUAUCAUUCACCCAGUGCGACAGGCUCUUCAGUAUUACACCGAUAUGGGCAAGGCGCUGGAUGACGAAAACAGGAAAAGAGCGGAAAGAGAAAAGGAAAAACAGCAAAAUGGAACGAGACAUAAUGGCGUAAUCAACGAACAGAAUGGUAUCAAAGAAAAUGGCAUUAUUGAUAAAAAGAAGGAACCAAUCAGUCGAAGCGGCAAGCUAGGAAAUGGUACGCAUCGAACAACAACAAAACAAAGUCUAUCAUCGGGAAAAAUCAAAUAAAUACAAACUUUGCAU